Molecule: messenger RNA, 1150 nt
Organism: Suillus clintonianus
Lineage: Eukaryota; Fungi; Basidiomycota; Agaricomycetes; Boletales; Suillaceae
Exons: 3
Coding region: 364-1041 (225 amino acids)
Biological process (GO): regulation of transcription by RNA polymerase II
Molecular function (GO): DNA-binding transcription factor activity; RNA polymerase II cis-regulatory region sequence-specific DNA binding
Source: RefSeq, a predicted model, not a curated record
GUGUAUCUGAUUGGUCCUGUAAGUCUGCAACAGGUUUUCCUUGCAAAUGAAGCUUGGAAAGGCCGGUUGAAUCUAAGUUUGGUUAGACAGGCAUCAUUCAGGCAUCUCCGGAGGGUCUGGUUGCCAGCCUGAGAGCCGCUUCAGGACAGUAACCUUACCGUCAGGCACGUAGAGCGUCAAUCUUGUCUAGACAGACGUAGCAAGAUCUGUGAGGAUUACGCCGUUAGGCCACUGUCACCGACGGAGACGCGGCAAUGAUACCGUACACUCACAGAUUUGGGAGGCUCCGAAAAUGCAUAUGAACCCAAGGCUUAUUACAACAUUUACCCCACAUCGAUUCCUGCUCAGUCAAGCACAAACAUCAUGAGCGAUCGCCACAACUACACAUUCCUCCCCAAUCAGCCACCGCGCCUCCCUAAUCAGCCACCGCGGGGCAGCCAAUGGCUACCCAACAGUCAGCAGCAGCAGCCUCCUCACCAAUCAUCUUCCUAUCAACCAGUUCAGCAUGGCUUCCAGGCGGCACCGAGCAACUACAUGUCCACGCACCCUGCCUCAUCUUCACCUUAUGCAAUGAAUGCCAUGGCACCCUCGAGCACGCACUACGCAGCAAAUAAUUCUGCCGCUGCACCAUCACAAUCCUACUCCUCAAACCCUGCUGCCAGUGCAUACAAUCAACAACGACAGAUGUAUCCACCACAAGAAUACCCCAUCCGUCAACCAGCUCACUCGCCGAGUCAAACAUAUCCACCAGCGGCGCCUUCGCGCAGCCAUACCUCGCCGCACGUCUCGCAGCCAUACGUCAUUGAUGGGCAGAUAGCGCCAACAGUGCAAUAUCCAGCAUCUCCAUCGCGACCAUUCUCCUGCGACAUGUGCGCUCUGUCGUUUAACCGGCAACAUGACUUGAAGCGGCACAGAGACACACACUCGGGAGAGAAGCCGUUCUUGUGCAACGGAGGCUGUGGAAAGACAUUCACAAGGAAAGAUGCGCUGAAAAGGCACCAGCUUGUGAAGCAUUGCGGAUAUGACGAAGAUGCAAAUUGAAAUGGAGCUGUUUUGGCAUUUUUAAUCAUCAAUCGCAUGAUUGCAAUUUACUUUCACAUACUAAUCUUAUAUUCGAUAUUUGAUGCAGGAGAUCUUGGACUAGGAUGAA